UAUACUACUUUAACAUAUUACAUUAAAUAACAUAUAGUUGGCACAAGGAACGAACUCGGCUGUGAGGACAGCCUAUGUGGACCAAGCACUUGGAUUCAGCUCCUUCAGUUCCAACAUGGAAGAAACUUACACCGACUCCCUGGACCCUGAGAAGCUAUUGCAAUGCCCCUAUGAUAAAAACCAUCAAAUCAGAGCUUGUAGGUUUCCUUAUCAUCUUAUCAAGUGCAGAAAGAACCAUCCUGAUAUUGCAAGCAAAUUGGCUACUUGUCCCUUCAAUGUUCACCACCAGGUUCCUCGAGCUGAAAUUAGUCAUCAUAUCUCAAGCUGUGAUGACAGAAGUUGUAUUGAGCAGGAUGUUGUCAACCAAACCAGGAGCCUUAGACAAGAGACUCUGGCUGAGAGCACAUGGCAGUGCCCUCCUUGCGACGAAGACUGGGAUAAAGAUUUGUGGGAACAGACCAGCACCCCAACUGUCUGGGGCACAACUCACUACUGGGACAACAAUAGCCCUGCAAACAACAUAGUUAUGGAACAUAAGAAUAGCCUGGCUUCAGGCACGCGAGUUCCCAAAUCUCUGCUGUAUGUUCUGCCAUGGAAAAACAACGGAAAUGCACAGUAACUGAAAGCCUAUCUCAUCAAAUGCCAGACCUUAGAAGACUCUUGCUUCUUUCUGCUCCAGUGGGUUCUUCGUUUUCCUCCAUCUAAUUAUAGAAUGAUAAACUCUCUGUGACUUUCUAAACUGACAAGUACAGUUUUUUCAUCCCCCUCUUGAAUCCUCAUUUGAUACAAGAACCCUCAUACUCAGAAGCUUUCAAAUAAACCUGUGAUAUAGAUU
Cebus imitator (Panamanian white-faced capuchin) is the source of this 835-nucleotide messenger RNA. Its product is annotated as gametocyte-specific factor 1. The transcript has a single exon. Lineage: Eukaryota; Metazoa; Chordata; Mammalia; Primates; Cebidae. The record is from RefSeq and is a predicted model, not a curated record. The coding region runs from base 116 to 619 and encodes 167 amino acids.